This is a messenger RNA of Sitophilus oryzae (rice weevil), 2293 nucleotides long. Its product is annotated as COMM domain-containing protein 5-like. The record is from RefSeq and is a predicted model, not a curated record. Gene Ontology annotation, cellular component: nucleus. Bases 1718 to 2293 code for a protein of 191 amino acids. Lineage: Eukaryota; Metazoa; Arthropoda; Insecta; Coleoptera; Curculionidae. The transcript has 5 exons.
UUUCUGUCAUCGUCCAAAGCACGCUAGAUAACAUUUUCAUCAUAUUGUACUUCCUAGAGUGUCAAAGAAUUUCACUUCAGGUACUUUAUUCCCUGUGUACACCAUUUUUCUCAUGCGAACUUAUCGCUCACAUACAUACAUCAUAGAACAAAGAAACUCAUACGCGCAAAGUUCAAAAUUAAAAAGGGACGAAGUUAAAAAAUGAAUUCAACGAAUACGAAUCUAGUACCUAGUGCCCUUAUACUAUAUGUAUAAAAAUACUUAAACAUUGUUAUAUCAGUUAAAAAGAUUGAAAUUAAAUAUAAUAUAUAUAUAUAACAUAACUACAUAUUAGUUUCAUAAAAAGUCCUUAAGCUUAUAAGCCAUCUGGUGGUCCUUUGUUUUUUGUUUUUGCAACAGGUGACAGGUGAAUUUAACCAAGAAAUGUAAAGUAAAUAAAAUUGCGAAAUUUACCAUUCCUGGGCUUCUGCGGUGCACUCACUAUAACCGAUUAAGAAGAAAUAAUUGUAUAAAGGCAGAUAUCUUUUUACUCUGAAAGAGUUCCGGAACGAACCCCAAGGCCGCCCAUGUUUGGUGAAUCGUCCAGAACUAGAUAUCGAUCAAAGCCAAAAAGUCAAUAUCAUAGGAUUUUUAGGGGUCGAAGAUACACGAACGGAAGCAAAUCCUACCUUUUGUGGUUACACAUAUUUUAAACCACUUUUAAAUAAAGCUACUUCAGGAAAUAACACUGAACAUCUUUAUUGAAUCAUACGUAGGGACAUUACAAAAUAUUAAAAAAAACUUAUUUUUUAACAUUUGGGGGUAAUUAUAACAAUAUGCGCUUGCGCUGCGCUUUUGCCCUAAGUUCUAACUUCUAACUACUUUUAAAUUAAAAUAUUUUAUGAAAAACUGUAUAUUUUUAUUGAAUUAUUUUUGCAUAAAUGUAAAAAAAAUACUUUUCAUUUAUUCUUUUUUUUUAGAGUAUUUUAGAAAUGCAUUUUGCCAAUAUACAUUUACAUAGCAAGGAGAUUAAUCAACAUGCAAAACGCGCUUGCGUUGUACAUGUUGAAAGAGGAAGUCUUGUAUGAAUAUCCAGGAGGAAAAUUUGAAUUUUUACAAAUCUUAAUUUUCUCAUAGCUAAAAAUAUAGCUAAAGAUAGCUUUUUGGUUCGAUUUUGAACUCUCAUAUCGGUCCUUUUUAAACAACAUAAAAAAUUAAGUUAUCUGUGCAAAAUACAGUAAAAUAAAAAGAAGAAGAAAUCGUAUGAUUUAAUGAUAGUUUUGAUAUAACCUGUAACUUGAAUUGACAAAAAAAUAUAUAUGUAUAUAUUUUUAAUUAAUUACUGAUCUGAUAAUUAAAAAUCUAUUGAAAAUGUGGAAGAAAGUGACUCUAUGCACAAGACGGUAACAAGACAUUAUUUUUUUUGUCUAAUAUAGUUUUUAAAUGUGUAUGCUUCAAAAACAUAAGAAUUUGUGUAUGGAUAUGGAACCUUGGGUAGGUAUAUUCGACAGACAUGGAAUUAAUAGUGUGGAGUUAAUGCCCUUAGUUAUUAAUAAAAAUAGUUCUACAAAGCUUUAGAAGGGAAUUUUUGAUUUUAUAACCGAAAAACUUAAUGAAAAGCUCAAAGGAGACCAAAGUUUAUAAACAUAUGCUUUAUGUAAACAAGUAGGCUAUUAUUUUUAAUUAAAAUAUAUCUCUUUUUCAACAAUUUUGAACGUUCUUUUAAAAUUUGAUUGAAAUGAGUUUAAGCAAUAUACCCAAAUCCACAAUAAACUUAGUCACUGGGUUACCUGAAGCAUACAACAGUAAAGUGAUAAAGCUAGCUUUAGCAGCCUUACAGCCAGAUACUCCAGACUUAUCAAGAUCUCUAAGUAAAUUAGAAGCUGAUGGUCAUUUAUCAUGCGAACAACUUCUUGAAGUAUUAAGUUUGUAUAUUCAUUUAUUAAAAGAGUUUUGCAACAAUAAGGAGAAGGACUUUGUGGACACAUUAUUAGAGGAAGGUUUCCCAAACAACUUUGUUUCGAAUUUACCAUUUUUAAAUAAUCAGACAGAAAUAAUAAGGAAAUAUUUUUCUGCCAGCUAUAACACAUUUGAGAAUGUUUCGAGUAUUAAGUGGAGAAUUGAUAUCAGUCUACUAAACAACUCUAUAGGAUGCAGUUCAGCUCCAAAUAUAACGUUGUGUAUAAAACUAACAAAUGGAAAGCUAUAUAUACUUCAUUUAAAUAAAAAGGAAUUCCAUAGCCUGAGAUUUAACAUUGCACUUAUCUUGAAAGAAAUCAAAUCAAGGAAUUUAAUAAAUAAAUUAUUAAAAUAA